UUGUGUCGGAUUCGAUCUUCCUCUGCGCCUGCGCCUUAAAAGCGGAAAUAAGGAGCGUUUUUCCACGAUUCUGGGGGAGAGGGGAGACCGCUGCACUCGUCGGACUGAGCCACAGUAAGAGCAGAAGGAAGUGUUGUUGGCUGUUGUGCACGGAAAAAAACCGCAUGAAACCGCUGACAUGUGUGCGCUGAGAGUUGCAGUCCGCCGAGCGCUUUGCAGUGUCUCCAAACCUCUCCUGAGAAUGACUAUCCAGAAUGGGUACAUGAUCUCUGCCAGAGACUGCUGCCAGGCAGGCAAUAAGAUAACCGCACUGAGAUGGGACCUGACCCCAGAUGACAUCCGCACCAGGACAGACGGCCUGAUAAACAGAGUAAAGGCAGCCUAUGAUGACAUUGGAUCUCUACAGAUAGAAAAUGUGUCCGUUGAAAACACCCUGAAAGCCUUGGCUCAUGCCAAGCUGGAUUAUGCAUCAUCGCUCCAUGUUCUUGAUUUCCCCCAGUACGUUUGUCCUUCCAAAGAGGUUCGGACAGCGAGCACAGAGGCAGACAAGAAGCUGUCCGAGUUUGACGUGGAGAUCAGUAUGAGGGAAGAUGUGUUCAAGCGAAUCACAGCCUUGCAGAAAAAGAUCCAAGACAACCUUUCACCUGAAGAAAAGCGAUUCUUAGACAGACUUGUUACAUUAGGCAAGCGGAAAGGACUGCACCUGUCUAAAGAUAUACAAGAGGAAAUAAAAAUAACCUACAAGCGUAUAAGUGAACUCUCCAUCGAGUUUAACCAGAAUCUGAAUGAGGACAAUACCUUUCUUGUUUUUUCUGAGCAUGAAUUGGGUGGGCUAGCUGAUAGCUAUCUCAAUGGACUGGACAAGGCAGCAGAUGGGCGGUAUAUAGUGACACUUGAAUAUCCCCAGUACUACCCCCUGAUGAAGAGGUGUCACAUCCCUGAGACCAGGAGGAAGAUGGAAACCGCUUUUCACAGCAGGUGUAAAGAGGUAAACACAGCAAUCCUGGAAGAGUUGAUAGAACUGAAAUCAAAGGCCGCAGACUUACUUGGUUACACUUGCCAUGCGAACUAUGUGCUGGAGAUUAACAUGGCCAAGAAUGCAAGCAAAGUGUCUGACUUUCUAGACGCAUUCUAUGAAACACUGAAGCCCAUUGGAAUCGAGGAGAGGAAAUGCAUUCUUGCACUGAAGAAGCGGGAGUGCUUGAUGAAGGGCUACCUGUUUGAUGCACAGAUCAAUGCCUGGGACUUACCCUACUACAUGAAUCAAGUGGAGCAGUGCAAGUUUGCUGUGAACAAGGACAAACUGAUUGAGUAUUUCCCGCUUGACGUGGUGACGGAAGGACUGUUGGGCAUCUACCAGGAGCUGCUGGGUCUCACGUACACGGAGGUGGAACGUGCUCAUGUGUGGCACGAAAAUGUCAAGCUUUAUUCAGCCCAGGACACUGAGACAGGAGAGCAGAUCGGCCAGUUCUACCUGGACCUGCAUCCAAGGGAAGGAAAGUACGGCCAUGCCGCCUGCUUCGGGCUCCAGCCCGGCUGCAGAGGACCUGAUGGAAAACGCCGGCUUCCGGUGGCGGCUAUGGUGGCUAACUUUACCAAGCCCAGAAAAGGUUGUCCAUCUCUCCUCCAACACCAUGAAGUGGAGACUUACUUUCACGAGUUUGGUCAUGUUAUGCACGAGCUCUGUUCCAAGACCACUUUCUCAGAAUUCAGUGGAACCCUGGUGGAGACGGACUUUGUGGAGGUGCCUUCGCAGAUGCUUGAGAACUGGGUUUGGGAGAAGGAGCCUCUGAGGAGAAUGUCUCGCCACUACAAGGACGGCACCCCGAUCCCAGACGAUCUGCUCGACAAACUGAUCGCAUCCAGAGUCGCCAACACCGGACUGAUGAACCUGCGUCAGGUAGUCCUCGGUAAAGUGGACCAGUCGCUACACACCAGCCGGCGUGCAGACACAGCUGAGGUGUUUGCAAAGCACUACCGGGACAUCCUGGGUGUUCCUGCUACACCAGGUACCAACAUGACAGCCAGUUUCAGCCACUUGGUUGGAGGAUAUGAUGCUCAGUACUAUAGCUACCUGUGGAGUGAAGUCUACUCCAUGGACAUCUUCUUCAGUCGUUUUAAAAAGGAAGGUGUUAUGAAUCCAAAGGUUGGAAAAGAGUACAGAAGGGUGAUUCUGGAGGCCGGGGGCUCUGUGGAUGGCAUGGACAUGCUGAAGACCUUCCUUGGACGUGGCCCAUGUCAGGAUGCCUUCUUUCAGUGCAAAGGACUGAUUAAGUCACAGAAAACACAGACGCUGUAAUUUCAUAUGUUCUUUAAUGAGAGUCUUUUUGUCAAAGCAAUGUAUCAUUUUGUAUUUCCUGGAUGCAAGUCCACAUCAGUAGAAAACAUGUUACUUUGUUUAAGUCCUUCUACUUGAUUUCUACCUGGCGACAUUUGUUCAAAUGUGCGGUAGAUCAUGAAGGGUCCUCGUGAUAAUAUGCAUUAUUUACCUUAUUCAGAGCAGACAUUUAACUGGUCAUAGUGACAAACACACAGGGGGUUCUUAUUAAAACAUAAAAACCACUUUAUUCUAUUCAAGUGUCCCAGUAAGCCGCGAAGACGGCAAUGAACAAUACUGUUACCCUGAGAACCAAGCAGCUAAACGGAAUUCAGCCAGCAUUAAUUUCAUUAUUUACACCUUCUUUGUGAGAAUGUCUUCUGUGAAAAAAGGCCUUGUUGUGAAUGAUCAGCUGCAAGUUAUCUGCAAUGUACAAAUUACAUUACAUUCGUAUUCAUGUUACUAAAAAUGUUAAUGUGUGUGUGUAUAUAUAUAUUUACAGAUGUAGAUGUGUAGUGAUUGGAAGCUAUGUCAAAGCUACAGAAAGAUUUGACAAUGUGAAAAGCACAAAGAGGAUCUUAAAAAUGUUUUAAGGCUUACAAAGCCUCGCUGAGAAUGCCGGCAAUAUAUCUAUAUUAGUUCCCUCCUUUAAAAGGAAUCGGUCUAUUGUGAGGAAAUGUCUCCAGCACUGGAUUAAGAAAACAUUGUAUUUUGGGGAAUUACAAUUCCCAUGCAAGGAAUAGUUCUAUCCUAUACACCAGGGGGCUCCACGUGACAGCAAAUGUUGGUAUGUGAGUUUUAACAUAAGACAGAAACAUGUACGUUAUCGUUGGCGUAACGCCUUCUAUGCUGUAAAAUGACUAUUUCUUAUUCAUUAAAACCAUGUACGUUUGGCUGCCAUGAAGGCUUACACUGUUUGUAAAUGAUGAAAACGCCUUUUAUGUACACAUGUAGAUUGAUUUAAUAAAAUGUCUUAUCUUUGCCCACUUCCAGUCUGUGUGAUGAAUACCGAUCCGUGACCUAAUCAGAGGGAAAGGAAAUCGAUCGAGGGCGAUACGGUGAAGUGUUUGUGCGAGAUACCGAACGCAUCAUCUUCUGGGUGGCUCGGUGGAAGCGAGAGAAGGCGACUUCUGGUGGCCAGCCUACUCCUCCAUGCAGGCGCAGAGGUCGCAGGGAAGAGAAACCCACCGCUCCAUGUUGCUCUCAGACAGCCUCGAUGUAGCGUCGGACGACUGCUGAAAAAGCUGCUCGAUUGAAAGAGAGAGAAAAAAAGGAAAUUAUGACUGAAAACAUCUGGGUGCGGCACACUUUUAGA
This is a messenger RNA of Anarrhichthys ocellatus (wolf-eel), 3632 nucleotides long. It is a transcript of the gene nln, whose product is annotated as neurolysin (metallopeptidase M3 family). The record is from RefSeq and is a predicted model, not a curated record. NCBI's taxonomy places the organism in Eukaryota, Metazoa, Chordata, Actinopteri, Perciformes, Anarhichadidae. Gene Ontology annotation, biological process: proteolysis; peptide metabolic process. Gene Ontology annotation, molecular function: metalloendopeptidase activity. The coding region runs from base 179 to 2299 and encodes 706 amino acids. The transcript is spliced from 13 exons. Gene Ontology annotation, cellular component: mitochondrial intermembrane space.